CACCCAGGCGCCCCUAAGCAAUAUUUUUAAAUUAAGGUAUGCACAUUGGUUUUUUUCCCCAGAUACAAUGCUAUUGCACACUUAAUAGGCUACAGUAUAGUGUGAACAACUUUUAUAUGCACUAGGAAACAAAUUCAUUUGACUCUCCUUGUUGUGUUACUUGCUUCAUUGUGGUGUCUGGAACUGAACCAGCGGUAUCUGGGAGCUGCGCCUGUACCUGCCGAGGGAGAGCCGUCGCCUCCCUCCUGGACGUAGGUUAGCCAGACCAGACCCUUGCUGAAUUGAGCCUCAGCUCAACUCCACUUGUAACUGGUGAUCAGAGAUACUAGGAGCGUCGGGGCGGCAACCAUUUAUGAGCUGCUCUGUGCUAGAUGGAACACCAGAUGCUCUGCGUUCACCAAGUCACUUACUGUUCGCAACACCCUCUCCGUAACAGGAGUAGCUGCCUCAUUUAAGAUGAACCGAGGUUUAGGUGAAGACGUUUGCCGAGGCACCCGGUGAAGGGCCGGAGCUGGGAUGAGAACAGCUCUGUCGGAGCCACUGUGCAGUGCGGAGGCCCACGCACCCUCACAGCCCUGCUCCUCUGCACCUCCGCCGGGUACGAACAGCGAGGGACCCUGAGGUGGUACGGGACCCAUUUCCCACAGAAAAACCCUCUGCGCGUGGCUGGAUCGUCCCUUUUAAGCAGCAGUGAAAUUCCAAGACGGAGGGAUGAGGAAGGAACGUCAGGUUCCGUGCUUGGGACCUGCGGGGGGACAAAGCAUGCAGAAGGGUUCACCCUAGCUUAGCUGAACCAGUAUCUAAAACAUCCGAAUGAAAACCUGCUCUCAUCUUCCUCUCCGAAGUUACACAUCGGUUUCUAGAUGCCUUGCUUUAAAGGGAGCAGGGAUCCCCUUAACGAGAAAAGACUAGUGUGGAAGAGGGGCAUCUGUCUUCAGAUACGUGGAAGGCUUGCACACGUGCAAGAUGUGCAGCGUUCCGUGACGUCAUGGGGCAAACUGAAGCCCGCGGCGGAGGCCACAGGAGAUGGAAGCCGGCUUGGUGCCCGGGGAAACCCGCGCGACGGCUGUCUCGGGAGACGGCAGGUUCCCCGGGGCUCGCGGAUGCACGGAUCGGCACCGCUAACGCUUUGGGGACACUAGCUCUGUGCCAGACCCUGUGUGAGUGGAUUACAAGAAGUAUCUCAAAGAAUGCUCACCUUAGAAAGUAGUGCCUUUUAAUGUUGCCAUGUUUUAGGUGAAGAAACUGCACGUUAGAGAGCUUGCUUGCCGGAGACUGACCCACAGGCCCCCGACACCGCGGCCCUCUCCAGCACAAGCUAGAGAACCACACGGGGCGGCGGGCAGUGAUGGCUGGGGAAGGGAUUCUAGGAUCAGAAGGAAAACCACCAGAUGACUUGACGGGACCUCUCCCUGAAGGAAAGUGAAUUUUCCUAAAAAGGCAGGGUUCUUGUCGCCUGCGCUAACAGGUCAGAGCCAGGCAGAGGCCGGGGUGACUAGAAGGAAGUGGACAAAACCAGAUACCAACCCCAGUAUCCUGCGCCUGCCUUUCGGGGACCCCCUAGAGUCAGAGCCUGAGGAACCUCCGUCUACCCUCACCCUUCCGAGAGCAGAGCAAGGAAAUGGCAGGAGCCGACAGUGCGGAGCUGUGGCCACAGGGUGGCAGCAGUGCUUCAGCCGCCGAGGACGGCUCCUGAAGCCCAGCGAGGCGGAUCCUGAGCCGGGCUCCCCAGCGAACACGGGGUUUGUCUGCAAGAUUGGAGGCCAUCCCCACUUUCUGUGGGUUCUGAAACCAUUGAGUCUCCUUCUAUAUCCCACUUUUCUAUCCCAGGCAAAUCGCAAGAGGAGUGAUUCCAUUUUUCAUCCCCCAGGAGGCACAUAGGCAGGGGUGUGCACGGUCUAGAUGACCCCGAAUGCAGCCGCCGUCACGAGGGGGGCCAGGCUGGGUCAUCCCAGCUAACUCUAACCCUGGCUCUUCCCUCCUUCCCCCUGUUCCAAGACAUAGUGCCUAGACCCCGACAAGACUUCGUCUAUGCUUUUAUUCUCCAAGUUGGGAAAGAGGAGGUGAUCAAUUGGAGCUUUCCAACCUGCUGAGGAAUUGGGGGUUCUUGAAGGCCCCCCAGGGCCUGGCUCUGACAAAGUGUCUGCAAUUAAUGACGCUUCUUGAGCUCUAGAGACAGGAUUUAUGCAUCUAAUAAAGUCUAUAACUCCAGGCUUAGGGGCUGGGGGCCGGAGGCUGGGAGCGGGAGGUCCCGGGGGGGCCAUGGGAGGGGGCCCCAGGCGGCUCCUAAUGGAGCGGUGCAUUUCCAUCGCCUGCUCUCGAUCCCCCUCAGGCUGCUGCGGGGUGGGGGCACCGGGGCACGGCAGGUAUAAGAGGCGGGAAUGGCUGCAGGAAGGCAGAUGGCAGCAUGGAUUCCAGGCGGGCCGCAGAGCUGCUGCUGCUGCUGCUGCUAGCGGAUCUGGGCUGUGCUGGAGGACCAGGGCACGGAGACGGAGGAGACCUGAUCUUCAUGGAGGAAGACAGCAGACGCCACCCACCGCAGGAGACCCAGACCCCUGGGUCACUCUUGCGCUCCCUGCUUCGGGCCAUGCAGAGACCCAGCCGGACCCCAGCCUUUCUGUUUCAGCCCCAGAGGUUUGGCAGAACCGCCCGGGGCUCCUGGAGCAGCGAACGGCUGAGUCCCCGAGUUGGGGAGGGGCUCAGCUCCCCCUUCUGGAGCCUGGCUGCCCCUCAACGCUUUGGGAAGAAGUGACAUGUCAUCCCUUGAUAUGUUUGCAUGCGAGGCUCACAACGAAAAGUGCCAUGCCGCCCCCGCCUCCAAUAAAGCUGUCUGGCUUCUGAAUCCACGUGUCUGUCUAUCUGAGACUUGAAGGGGAGAGAGCCCACGGGCAAGAACCACAGCCCCUCCAUCUCUGCCAAGCCGAGCUCUGCAGGAACACAGGUGAUGGGAGGUUCCUGG
Messenger RNA from Ailuropoda melanoleuca (giant panda), 2959 nucleotides. It is a transcript of the gene NPFF, whose product is annotated as neuropeptide FF-amide peptide precursor. The transcript is spliced from 3 exons. NCBI's taxonomy places the organism in Eukaryota, Metazoa, Chordata, Mammalia, Carnivora, Ursidae. The record is from RefSeq and is a predicted model, not a curated record. Gene Ontology annotation, biological process: excitatory postsynaptic potential. Gene Ontology annotation, molecular function: G protein-coupled receptor binding; neuropeptide hormone activity. Gene Ontology annotation, cellular component: axon terminus; dendrite; perikaryon. The coding region runs from base 2408 to 2752 and encodes 114 amino acids.